Messenger RNA from Carica papaya (papaya), 2836 nucleotides. The record is from RefSeq and is a predicted model, not a curated record. Lineage: Eukaryota; Viridiplantae; Streptophyta; Magnoliopsida; Brassicales; Caricaceae.
CGCCUAUAAAUAUCACAAGAACUGGCGCUCAUUCUUGAAUUAAGCCUCAGUAUAUUGCGUGAAUACGAAAUGGAAGAGGACAGAGGAGAGAGUUCAAGCUUCGUGAUCGGUCUCAUCGAAAAUAGAGCUAAAGAGGUUGGAUUGGCUGCUUUCGAUUUGAGGUCUGCUUCAUUGCAUCUUUCUCAAUAUAUUGAAACUAGCAAUUCAUACCAGAAUACGAAAACUUUGCUGCAUUUCUAUGAUCCUUCGGUGAUCAUUGCUCCUCCGAACAAAUUGGCACCUGAUGGUAUGGCUGGAAUAUCAGAUUUGGUGGAUCGAUUUUAUGCUUCAGUUAAGAAUGUUAUAAUGGGUCGUGGCUGCUUUGACGACACCAAGGGCGCUGUGCUUGUUAAAAACUUAGCAGCCAAGAAGCCUUCAGCACUUGGUUUGGACACUUACUAUAAGCAAUAUUAUCUCUGCUUAGCCGCUGCUGCAGCUACGAUCAAGUGGAUAGAAGCAGAGAAAGGCGUCAUUGUCACAAACCACUCAUUGUCGGUUACUUUGAAUGGAUCAUUUGAUCACAUGAACAUUGAUGCUACUAGUGUCCAGAAUUUAGAAAUAAUUGAACCACUUCAUUCUACUAUUUGGGGCACAAGCAGCAAAAAGAGAAGUUUGUUUCACAUGCUCAGGACAACAAAAACUGUUGGCGGGAGUAGACUUCUUCGCGCCAAUCUACUACAACCUUUAAGAGAUAUUGAGACUAUCAACACUCGUCUGGAUUCCUUGGAUGAGCUUAUGAGCAACGAGCAGCUUUUCUUUGGACUCUCUCAGGUUCUGCGGAAGUUCCCAAAAGAAACUGAUAGAGUCCUUUGUCAUUUCUGCUUCAAGCCAAAAAAGGUCACAAAUGAGGUGUUGGGUUUUGAUAAUACCAGAAAGAGCCAAAUGUUAAUAUCAAGCAUUAUUCUACUCAAAACUGCUUUGGAUGCCUUGCCUUUUGUGGCAAAGGUGCUCAAGGAUGCAAAGAGCUUUCUCCUCACAAAUAUUUACAAAUCUGUAUCUGAAAAUGAGAAAUAUGCUUCAAUUAGAAAGAGGAUUGGCGAAGUGAUUGAUGAUGAUGUGCUUCAUGCACGAGUUCCUUUUGUUGCCCGUACGCAGCAGUGUUUUGCUGUCAAGGCUGGAAUAGAUGGACUUUUGGAUAUUUCACGAAGAACAUUUUGUGAUACCAGUGAAGCGAUACAUAAUCUUGCAAACAAGUACCGUGAGGAAUUCCAGUUGCCAAAUCUGAAACUUCCUUUUAACAACAGACAAGGCUUCUAUUUUAGUAUUCCACAGAAAGAUAUUAAGGGAAAGCUUCCCAGUGAGUUUAUUCAGGUCGUGAAACAUGGAAAUAAUAUACGUUGCUCAACUUUGGAACUUUCUUCUCUAAAUGUUAGAAAUAAGUUUGCUGCUGGAGAAUGCUAUAUCCGAACAGAAGUUUGUUUAGAAGCACUAAUAGAUGCUGUAAGGGAAGAUGUCUCUGCACUCACAUUGCUUGCAGAGGUCUUAUGUCUGUUAGAUAUGAUUGUCAAUUCAUUUGCUCAUAGUAUAUCUACCAAGCCUGUUGACCGAUAUACUAGGCCAGAAUUUACAGAGAAUGGUCCAUUGGCAAUUGAUGCUGGAAGGCACCCUAUCCUAGAAUGCAUGCACAAUGACUUCAUUCCCAAUAAUAUCUUUGUUUCAGAAGCAUCAAAUAUGCUGAUUGUCACAGGCCCAAACAUGAGUGGAAAAAGCACUUAUCUCCAGCAAGUAUGUCUUAUAGUUAUUCUUGCCCAGAUUGGCUGUUAUGUUCCAGCUCGCUUCUCUACCAUAAGGGUGGUCGAUCGUAUAUUUACAAGGAUGGGAACAGCAGAUAACCUUGAGUCAAACUCUAGUACGGGUGAGAUUGCAGCCAUAUGGGAAAUCAAUGUUAUUGCCACCUCUAAAGGCAAUUUCCAAGAUUUUCUUGUUGAGUGGAAAGGUCAUCCCAAGUCUGCUCUUGUUUGGAUCGGUGAAGAAUAUGGAUUGCCAAUGGACAAAUAUACAGUUGGUAGGCGUUAUAGAAGUUCCAAGCUUUUUCUUUCCCAUAUUAUUCUCCCAAAAAUCUUGAAUUUAUUGUCGAAGGAAACAAGUAAAGUUGUCCUUUUGGCUUCUCUUAUGUUCGUCAGGUACACUAUAUUUGCCACUCAUAUGGAGAACAUAUCAGAAUUAGCAACCAUCUACCCAAAUGUGAAAAUUCUUCAUUUUUAUGUUGACAUAAGAAACAAUCGUUUGGAUUUCAAGUUUCAUCUCAGAAACGGACCAAGGCAUGUACCAAAUUAUGGCCUUCUAUUAGCAGAGAUGGCAGGACUGCCAGACUCUGUGAUUGAAACGGCCAAGAGCAUCACCUCAAGGAUCUCAGAAAAGGAAAGAAAACGAAUGGAGGUAAAUUGCCAGCAGUACCAUGAACUACAGAUGGUUUAUAAAGUUGCUCAAUGCUUGAUAUGCUUAAAAUACUCCAAUAAAGAUGAAGAUUCAAUCCGACAAGCACUGCAAAAUCUUAAAGACAGCUAUAUUGAAGGAAGCCUUGAGAGUUAGAUUCCACAGCAGUUAAUUUUGAGGCACCUUCAUUGCUUGAUUUUUGUAUUAACUUUGGAACAUUCAUCCUAAUUUUUGUAUUACUACAGUGAAACAUAAGUGGCGAUCAGGGUAGCAGAUGAGCUUAGUAUUUCUUGAAUGUCCGAAACUACAAAUCCUUACAAAUCUCAACUGGCUAAACUUACUGACGCUGAUUGAGCUGUAACAGAAUUGUAGUUAAACUAAUAGAAUUAAAUUUUGAGGCAUUGUCCUGCUUGAAUGCUCA